Cryphonectria parasitica EP155 is the source of this 2616-nucleotide messenger RNA. RefSeq lists its product as uncharacterized. Gene Ontology annotation, molecular function: protein binding. The coding region runs from base 324 to 2345 and encodes 673 amino acids. Gene Ontology annotation, cellular component: exomer complex. The record is from RefSeq and is a predicted model, not a curated record. Gene Ontology annotation, biological process: Golgi to plasma membrane transport. NCBI's taxonomy places the organism in Eukaryota, Fungi, Ascomycota, Sordariomycetes, Diaporthales, Cryphonectriaceae. The transcript has 6 exons.
CUUGCUGUUCAUACCUGACAGCUUCCUGGUACUACUUACGUGUUGGUCAAUAACCACCAACUUCUUUGUGUCUGUUCUACGUCCCUCCCACUACCAAAAUCACAGAUACCAGUUCAGGUCGCAUCGCAAUUCUUCUUUUCUGUCGUUACCAGCCCAGUGAACUCGGUCUGCUGGCCGUUCCCGCAGUGUCCAAUUCUUCGACCGCAACCUCGUACACCGAGUACGUGUUCACUGCGAUCUUUUGAGUUGACCGGGCGCGAACAAGCAGACAUAUCCUUUUCGACCCUGUAACCCAGGAAGGGGACAACUCCCACACCAUCGCCAUGGUUGCUCCAGCUGUUCCAGAGAUUACGGAGGAGGUCCUCCACGAAUCUGUCGAAGCUCGCACCGAAUCCCUUAUCUCCCUUCGUGAGCUGGGCCCGCCAGAUCUGGUUCAUCUCCUCAAGCAGCCACAGAGAAAUGCUGUCAAACAUAUUGGAGUCUAUCACCAUGUCACCGGCGUCGAUGCUUCGUCCUCCGCAAGUCUUGCAGCAUAUAUAAACACCCUUACCUAUAAAGAGCACGGACAACCGCAAACCGCGAAAAUUGUCGAGGGCGUAUAUUGUUGUUACAAUGCUUUCUCCAGAUUGGAUAUGCGAGUUCAUGUCACCAUUCCCGGCACUGUCGAGAGCUACUGCGUCGAUGAGCGCGGCGAGAAGAGGAAGGCUACGGAUGAACUUUGGCUCGAGACGUACCUCUGCAGCGUCCUGCGCGCCUACUCGUACGCCGACGACGGCAGUGGUGAUACCAUCAGGAAGAUCAUGGGCGUGCGACGAUUCAAUCCAGUAACCAACACGGAGACCGAGCAAAGACUCUUGGGCGCUGCCGAGCAACUAUUCUUCAGAGGCAAUACUGACCCUGCGACAGGCUGGCAACUCGGCUCCGACUCGGUCGUCCAGGUACCAAACAUUGUCUCGAAUCACCUCACCACGGGCCUCUUGAAGUAUUUCGAAACCACUGGUCGCUACGCGUCAGGCAUCAAUCUCUUUGAGAAGCUGCGCACACAAAACACUGAGGUGGCGUCCUUACUGGCAAAGGUCCUGUUCAUGGGGAACGAGGAGGUCGAGGGUGUCAAAGUCUUACACUCUGCGCUCAAGGAGAGGCCAAUGGACUACGUGAUGCUCGAUACACAGGCCCAUUUCUUGCUUAAGAAGGCCCAGACUGCUGCUACACCGGAGCAAAAGGAAGAGCGUCUCCGCCUAGCCCUGGGUUGUGCCGACCGGAGCACGAUUGCGGCGCCAAGCGAGUUUGGGACCUGGGCUAGGCUUGCGGAAGUUUAUGUCGCCAUGGAGGAUUGGGAGAAUGCGCUGACGAUCUUGAACUCUUGUCCCAUGUUCACGUACCAGGACAAGGACACACCCCUAAUGCCCGAACCAAAGGAUGUCUACCUACCGACCCUGCCAGAGACAAGGCUUGACGAGAUCGACAGCGAGCCAGAGUCAAGGUACUCGGAGCAAGUGGAGCCCAGUCUCCUCAACCUUCGGGCUGCCUCUUACCGCGGAACCUUCAAGAAAGCGUAUAGCAUAUUGACGGAGAUGACUGCGAAGAUUGGUUGGGACCAGCUGCUGAAGAUCCGAAGCAAUGUGUUUGUUAUGGAGGACGAGUAUCGGACCGAGAAGCAAGAAUCGGGCACGCCGUCGAAGCGAGGUGCCAGCACUGAUGUGAUCCGAGGGACGCCGGAGCCUGCGACAAAUGGGGACCGCUCGGAUGAUGAUGAUGAGAACAACGCGGAAGCGGAGGGAAAAUCAGCGGACAAUGGAGUAACUUCUCAGCCCGAGGAGCAUCUUUCUCGCCUCAACAACAAGCGCCUCUGUGAACGCUGGUUGGACAGCCUGUUUAUGGUGCUCUACGAAGACCUACGUGUCUACACAAUCUGGCGGACACAAAUGGCUCAGUUUCGGGCACAGUCCAUGCAAUACAAGAAGUCCGCUGAGGAGUGGGAAAUCCUAGGCUCCCUCGCCGAGCGUCUGCAGCACACCGAGGAGGCGGUCGAAGCUUACCGGGGUUGUCUGAUGCAGCGCUUCAGCCCCAAGGCGCUGACGGGCAUUCUAAGGGUACACGAGAGGCAGAAGAAUACGCGGGACACGGUGGCGGCGACGAUCCGCCUCGUGACCUGGCAGUACCGAUGGUACAGCGAGUUCAGCCCAGAGCUCCUGCACACGAUUCGCACACUGAUCGAGGACGAGGGUGCCGUCAAGGUGCGCAGCAUCAUUCAGGCGACAAGCCUUCCGCAAAACGUGCUGGACCUUACCCACUACUACGCUGCUCUUUGUGCCACGUUUAGGAGUGGCGGUACAGACUCUUAGGAAGAGGCCAGAGCUGUAUGGGAAAGAGACAGCAGUGCAUUGGCUAGAUGGGAGGCUCGUGGAGUCGUAAGAAUGGACAGAUAGGGACGCACAGAUAGGGACGAGUUGAACGAUAUGGCGUUGACAGAGAAAGAGCUCGGUUAAAUACCUGUACGGUCAGAUACCUUGUACACUUUUGGAGACCGGCAGCAGAGACAUGACAGGUAUUAAUGCUAUGUUACGAUAACUUGAGCUAGCUGGCUAUGUAAUCUUACCUUUGGUCUCUAGUGAG